This is a messenger RNA of Purpureocillium lilacinum, 927 nucleotides long. RefSeq lists its product as uncharacterized. The record is from RefSeq and is a predicted model, not a curated record. NCBI's taxonomy places the organism in Eukaryota, Fungi, Ascomycota, Sordariomycetes, Hypocreales, Ophiocordycipitaceae. Gene Ontology annotation, molecular function: oxidoreductase activity, acting on the CH-OH group of donors, NAD or NADP as acceptor; NADP binding.
AUGCCCUCGGACAAACUGCCGCGAGUCGCCUGGCUCGGCCUGGGCAACAUUGGCCUGGCUGUGUGUAGGAACCUCGCCAAGUAUGGCCCGACCAACGGCCCCGUCACCGUCUGGAACCGCACGCAUCAAAAAGCUGCAGACCUUGCCGCCGAGUCGGACGCAUUCGUCGCCGCCACAGACCUCGCGGACGUGGUGUCGAGCAGCGACAUCAUCUGCCUGUGCCUCGUCGACGAUGCUGCCGUCGCCCAAGUUCUGGAUGACGCCAUCCGCGCGACAAGCGUCAAGGGCAAGCUCUUUGUCGACUUCUCCACUGUCCACCCAGACACGGCGGCCGCGCAGGCAGACAAGCUGCCUCGCCAUGGCGCAGAGUACUUGGCUAGCCCGAUAUUUGGAGGCGUGCCGUUGGCUGUAGACAGGCUCAUCACACUCGUCCUAGCCGGCUCUGCGCAGGCAAUAGAACGGUUCACGCCUUUCACGGACGGAGUAAUCUGCAAAAGCACCAUCCUGCUCGUCGACGAGCCCUGCGAACAAGCCAGCCUGCUGAAGCUCAUCGGCAACUUCAUCCGCUUCUCCACCAUUGAAGUCCUGUGCGAAGCCAGCGUACUCUCCGAGAAGCUCGGCAUGGGACAAGAAACGCUGUCCAAGUUCGUUGAGACGCUCAUCCCGGGCCCCGCGGCUGGACAGCUGCGCAUGCUCAAUUCGGGGUCGUACCACAGCGAGAAGAAGCCCAUGAUACCGAUAAGCAUGGCUGUCAAGGAAAACAAUCACUUGAAUGACCUGGCACAAAAGAACGGUGUGAAGCUCAAGACGCUGGAGACUGUCACACACCAUACCAAUAGCGUCACUGCGAAGCGCGGACCUGAUGCGAACCUGUUGGCCAUUUAUGGCUCAAUACGAGAGGACUCUGGUCUCCCGUUCGAAAAUUAA